AUGGGGGAUUGGAACUUAUUAGGGAGUAUUUUAGAAGAGGUCCACAUUCAUUCCACCAUCGUAGGAAAGAUCUGGCUCACCAUCCUCUUCAUUUUCCGCAUGCUUGUCCUUGGUGUUGCGGCUGAGGAUGUCUGGGAUGACGAGCAGAGUGAGUUUGUUUGCAACACAGAGCAGCCCGGCUGCAAGAAUGUCUGCUACGAUCAGGCUUUCCCCAUCUCCCUCAUUCGCUACUGGGUCUUGCAGAUCAUCUUCGUGUCCUCUCCAUCUCUGGUCUACAUGGGCCAUGCGUUGUACCGUUUGAGGACCCUUGAGAAGGAGAGGCACAGGAAGAAAGCCUGUCUGAAAGCUGAACUGGAGGGGACAGACCCUGUGCAGGAGGACCAUAAGAGAAUUGAGCGAGAGCUCAGGAAAUUAGAUGAACAGAAGAAAGUGAGGAAAGCUCCCCUCAGAGGCUCCUUGCUGCGCACAUAUGUUUUCCAUAUCUUAACAAGAUCUGUGGUGGAGGUAGGAUUCAUCAUAGGUCAGUGUGCUCUGUACGGCAUUGGACUGUCUCCUCUGUACAAAUGUGAGAGGUUGCCUUGCCCGAACAGUGUUGAUUGUUAUGUGUCACGGCCAACAGAGAAGAAUAUUUUCAUGGUUUUCAUGCUGGUUAUUGCUGGAGUUUCUUUAUUCCUCAACCUCCUGGAGAUUUUUCACCUCGGGGUGAAGAAGAUCAAACAAAGCUUGUAUGGAUACAAAUACGGAGAUGAUGACAGCAUCUACAGGUCAAAGAAAAACUCCAUGGUCCAGCAGGUUUGUGUGCUCACUAACUCCUCACCCCAAAGGUUGAUGCAGCUAACGCAGAAGAACUGUUCUGUCGUAUCCGAUCCCCGUGGAGAGACUUUGCCUUUCACUUUGACCACAAUGGCCCUUCAGAAUCAGGAGGGGUCAAACAGCUCCAACCAGCAGCCUGUGGAGACAUACCUGCCAAGCCAAGACAUCCAUGGUCUGCAGCAGCUGGGGGCUGUAGACAGGCGCUACACCCUGGAUAACAGGAAGCCUUCAUGCAGCAGUGGUGAGUCAAAUGGACCUCACGGCUCGGUCCAGCCACAGUACGCAGGACCUCGACCCACACUGAUGGCCAGCCACAUGGAGAGCCCGGCAGUCUUGAGGAACCCGCAGAGGAAGCAGAGCAGAGUGAGUGUCUGUAAGGAGCUCAGUGACAUGAGUGAUUCUCCUGAGAGUGACCACUACCCCACAGCCAGGAAGUGCAGUUUUAUGUCCAGAGGAAUGUCAGAGGGCAAGCUGGCCUCUCCAUCUGACAGCACAGAUUCUCAGAGUGGAACAGACAUGGAGGCCCAGCACCUCAACCAGGGAGAGAGUCCAGUGGUCACCCCACCGCCUCCACCCAGUGGGAGGAGGAUGUCCAUGAGCAUGAUCCUGGAGCUGUCUUCAAUCAUGAAAAAGUAAAUUGAAAACGACCAUUUUGGGACUAAGAUAGAGGCCCAUGGGACUUCUAAAGGGACAGAAGGAUCCUGAUCGCAAAGCGAA
Molecule: messenger RNA, 1530 nt
Organism: Chelmon rostratus (copperband butterflyfish)
Lineage: Eukaryota; Metazoa; Chordata; Actinopteri; Chaetodontiformes; Chaetodontidae
Gene: gja10b
Product: gap junction protein alpha 10 b
Exons: 2
Coding region: 1-1449 (482 amino acids)
Biological process (GO): cell communication
Cellular component (GO): connexin complex
Source: RefSeq, a predicted model, not a curated record